Molecule: messenger RNA, 1945 nt
Organism: Ziziphus jujuba (common jujube)
Lineage: Eukaryota; Viridiplantae; Streptophyta; Magnoliopsida; Rosales; Rhamnaceae
Exons: 5
Coding region: 341-1672 (443 amino acids)
Source: RefSeq, a predicted model, not a curated record
UAUAUUUAGUAGUUAAAUAAAAUAUUUUAAAACCCCACAUUUUUUGUGUUGCAGAAAACCGAAGGAACGCGUUUUUGGAAGAUUGAUUUGAGAGGCUUUCUGGGUUCCGGGAAAGGGAAGGUUCUUGGUCGGUUUGGAAUGCUCGGGCUGUCAAAAGGAAUUUGACAGCCCGAAUCUCUCAAGGACCCAGAUUGCCCGUGAUUCUCAACUUUUGAUCGUUUUGUGCUUCUGGGUCUUAACAAAGUUUUUCUUUUUAUUCGUUUUUAGAGAUUUUGGGUUUUUGUAUAUGGGCGUUGGAUUGAUAUUGGGUAUAUGAGAGAUUUGAGAUUGUUUAUCCAAUAUGUGUUCCUUGUCUGGAAUCCUUCAAAGGCCCCUUGUUGCUGCCGCUGCAGUUGCUGUUACCUCUGUCUCCAUUGAUUUUUCUAUUAGAUUUCCAUCUAAUAAAUUAUCUGGGACUUGUUCCUCUUCCUCGGGUUUUUCGAAUUCGUCAAUCUGUGAUUCCUUGCAAGAAUCAAAAGGGUCAUGGGUUUCGCAUAUUUCGGUUUCUAAGCUUGCAAACUUGUCAUUUGUUUCCAGAAUUCGAGUGCCUGUUCCUAGUGUUAACUUUCCGGUGCCUAAUUUGGCCCAUAAUUUUGUUCCCAGCUUGUUUUAUUCUUGGGUUGCUUGUUCUCCUGUUCUUCUUACUUUAUAUCAAUCUGCCGAGUUGGUUAAAACACCAAGUCCAGUUGCAUAUGCAGAUGAUACACGUACAUCUCCUCCUGAUGUUAUGUACAGAUGGCAUUUGCCUGAGCCGAAUUCAAUAGAUGUUACAGGUAGUUCUGAUUGUUCAUCUGCAAAGUCUAGGACUGUAGUGGUUUUGCUGGGAUGGUUGGGAGCGAAGCAGAAGCAUCUAAAGAGAUACGCUGAAUGGUAUACUUCGAAAGGGUUUCAUGCCAUUACUUUUACAUUUCCAAUGGCUGAGAUUCUCAGUUACCAAGUUGGUGGGAAAGCUGAGGAGCACAUAGACUUGCUUGUGAACCAUUUGGCUGAGUGGUUAGAAGAGGAACAUGGAAAGAACCUGGUGUUUCACACUUUUAGCAACACUGGAUGGUUAACAUAUGGAGCUAUCCUGGAGAAGUUCCAGAAACAGGAUUGUUCCUUAUUGUCAAGGAUUAGGGGCUGCAUUGUGGAUUCUGCACCUGCUGCAGCACCUGACCCCCAGGUAUGGGCUUCAGGUUUCUCUGCAGCCUUUCUGAAGAAGCAUAGUGUAGCCACAAAAGGGGUCACAAGCUCCAGUGAACCAGGACUGCGAGUAUUGGCUGAAAGUAGAGUGGAGCCAAAACCUGCUGUUACUGAAGCAGCUUUGUUACUGGUUCUGGAGAAGGUCUUUGAGGUGGUUCUGAAUCUUCCUAACGUGAACAGGAGGCUUUCCGAUGUGUUGGGUGUAUUGUCCACAAGACAACCAAGUUGUCCGCAGUUAUACAUAUACAGCUCUGCGGACAGAGUUAUUCCUGCAGGGUCUGUGGAAUCAUUCAUCGAGGAGCAAAGAAGGGCCGGUCGUGAGGUUAGAGCUUGCAAUUUUGUCUCCACACCCCAUGUUGAUCAUUUCAGAAAUGACCCAAAACUAUAUACUUCUCAGCUAACCCAGUUUUUGGAGGAUUGUGUUCUUACUUGUUGCAAACAGUCUCGUUAAUAAGAAAGUACCCAAGUUACUAACGAUGACUUAAAUUCUUUUCUCUGAAUUAUACAAAAAAUUUCUUAAUUUAUUGGACUAGAACCUAAAUGAAUGCAACAUGAGGGCUAGCAUUUUGUUCCCUGUUGUAUUCAUUUGAUAUAUAUUGUUUUUUGCUGGAAUUCUUUUGAUAAAUGUUAUACUCAAAUGUAAAAAAAAAAAAACAAGUUAAUCUCUCAUUCUAUACUGUAUAAAUGGUUUAUGUUUUUAGCAUGCCUCAAUUCAAUUUAGUUA